Molecule: messenger RNA, 1572 nt
Organism: Camellia sinensis
Lineage: Eukaryota; Viridiplantae; Streptophyta; Magnoliopsida; Ericales; Theaceae
Source: RefSeq, a predicted model, not a curated record
UUUAUUUGCAUUUUCAUUGCAAUUUGCCAGAUUGGAGAUUACUCACCAAGCUCUCUUCUUCGCUAUGUAUAAUCCAUCCUUCUCCGUUCUUCUAUUUUUUCUUCUUCUUCUAUACCCGCCCCACCCCUAACCCUACUCCUCUCCCUCUCCCUCUCCCUCUCCCUCUCCCUUGCCUCACCUCCCGAUCGACCUCCUCCUCCUCCACCACCGCCUCCGCCGCAAUGGCGUCCUCCUCCGUCCAACGCCGCCGUCUCUCUGUAAACACCACCACCAACCUCACUCUCACUGCCGCCGAAAAAGUGAUCGGAGACAACGAUCUGCUGAGCCAGAUCCUGAUACACCUACCGGCGAAAACUCUAUUCCGAUUCAAGACCGUAUCCAAGAGAUGGUGCUCUCUCAUUUCGGAUCCUUUUGUUCUUCAACGCUGGAUUCCGCCGAAAUCUCCUUCCUCUUUCUUCUUACGAAGGUAUUCUCGCUUUUCUCACAAUAUCAAAUUCAAUCACGUAUCUCUGAAUGGUCUUGUUAAACACAACCGUUCAAUUGCUCCUCUAUAUCUCGAUUUCUUCGAUAACCGCGACCUUGUCAUUAUUUCCAAGUCCUGUAAUGGCUUAUUGCUCUGCACUUCCUCUUGGCCCGGUUUGGAUUGUUGUAAUCACAGCCGUUGCUAUGUUCUCAACCCUACCACCCAGCAAUAUUCCACCAUUCCUAGGCCUGUUAACGGGGGUCAGUACGACCACAUAGUUUCAAUCAACUUAGCGUUUGACCCCUCUCUUUCACUUCACUACAAAAUAAUUGCUUUCAUUUCCAGAAGAGACCUCAGCCCUGCAUACCAAAUUGCUGUAUAUUCGUCCGAAACUCGAACUUGGGUGAUUUCUGUACUCGUUAUUUACCCAUCGGAUAUGAUAAUUGCAAAUGGUGUAUUCUCCGAUGGUAAGAUCCAUUGGUUUCGUUGCCACUCAGAAACAUCAAUAGCUUAUGAUAUUAAUCGAGAUGAAUCCUUCCCAUUCCCGAUGCCAUAUAGUCUCACAAAGUCCCCAGCGUAUUUUGGGGAGUCUGGAGGUCAUCUACUGUUCAUUGAAUCUAUUCAAAAUUGGGGUAAUCAGUUUGAUGUGUGGUGGUUGGAGAGCAACUAUUCUCACUGGUUUGUGAAAUAUCGUGUUGACCUUGAGAUGGGUGCAUUGGCUUUUCCAGGGAUAACGGAUGAAGUCGAAGUGCUUUGCUUCCUUGGAGGAGAAGUUGAAGGGGAUUUAUGCUUGAUCUUCUACCUAUCUUGUCAAGUCAUAUCCUAUAACUUCAAGGAUAGAAGUUUUAGGAAGGUUUGCAAUUUGAAGCUGCGUCCUCUUGAUAUUGAGAAUAUACAAGUGUGUCCAUCAGCUUUCAUCCAUCCAUGCAUGGAAACCAUAUUUAAUGUUUGAUGGCAUUUCUUUGGAAAAUAAUCGGUGUCGUCUCCAUUUCAAUGUUUCAUUUCCUUUCUAGUUUUUUUCUUCCUUCUAGUUAAGAAUGUUUUUUCCCCUCUCUUGGUGUAAUAAUUUCAACAGUUGUAAGCUUAUUUAUGCCUUUUGCAAUGAAAUG